AAUUUAUCCUUCUAAAUAGUAAAAUACUGUUCGACAUCCCCAAAUUCAUCAUCCAUAAACCCUAACUCCCCCUAAAUUCAUUAUGUAGAUUCAUCCAAAUUAAUUCUAGAAUCCUUCUCUUGAUCCCUCACUCCUUACUAAUUCAUUCAAACCAAUAGCCUCCUAACUUCUUUAUCUUAAUUAAUCUAAUUUCAUUCAAAAUCCCCAAUUUAUUCAUCCUUAAUCGUCGUUGCUUAAACCAUUGAGAAAAUAUGGAAUCUCCUAGAAAUGCUGAUAAGUCAUUUGAGGAUAAUGAAUCUCUUGCUUUGGUUUUACAAAAAACCAAAAAUGUAGAUCAAAAUGUGACAGACAUUGUGUUAAAGAGGAAGGAUCAGUGCUCUCAAGUAGAUGACGCAUCUAAGUCAAAGACUAAGCGUCUGAGGGCUAAAGUAUGCGUUGUUAAAAUGGAAACUGAAGAAGGAAUUGUUGAUAAAGUUGUUUUCACAAAUUGUAAGCCCCACUUAUUUUUACACAAUGGGAAAGAUGAGAUUAAGUUGACUGCAGCUCAACUUAGUGAUGUUAAAGCUAUUGGAUUUGAUGGGUUGUUGAAGGUAAAGUUUGGAAAGUUUCCUUCUGGUAUUAUACCAUACCUUGUGGCUCACUUUGACUCCGUGAAUAGAGUGCAACAUAUUCCGAACAAACCAGGGUACAUAAUUACUGCAGAUGAUGUUUAUGAUAUUUUAGGAUUGCCUUUAAAUCCUGGAAAACAAAUCAUGUGCAAGACAAAGAAGUGUGAAAAUACUUUUGAUAAUUGGUUGAACAAACUUGGUUUUCAAAAUGUUGAAGCUGUUAAAGCUAAGAAUCUUUUAGCUCUUUUUUCUAGAUAUCCUGAAGGAGGGGAUGACUUCAAGAAGAUUUUCGUUUUGUAUUCCCUUUGUUUGAUUCUUGCUCCUCUUCCCGACUUUCGAUUAAGGAGGAGCAUUUAUCCUGCUAUUGCUGAUGCUGCAACAAUUCAAAGUUUUGAUUGGUGCUCUUUUGUGUUGGACACUUUAUGUGAGUCGAUUAGACGGGUAAAUAGUGAUAACUCUGUAAAAUAUGUCAAUGGUUGUGUAUUGAUUUUACUUUUCUGUUACUGUUAUCGUUUCCCUUAUCAAGGCAAACCUUAUUCAAGGUCCUUGCCUUUGGUUAAAAAUAUUUCCGAGAAACUUAUGAAAUCAAGAUUUGAGAUAGAGAAGGCGAAAGGUUUUGGUAGGGGUGUAUUGGUGUUGGAUGGGUUGCCAAUUACACAUCAAUACACCGAUUGGUGUAAAAGUAGUGGUGAUGAAUUUGAAGAUAAUAAGAAGGAUGAAGUUGUACAAGAAAUUGUGGCUGAAGAGCCUUCUGAGGGGAGGUUUGUCAAGUAUAUGUUGAAUGAAAGAUGGUCUACGGACGAGGAAUUGAGGUCCAAGGCAAAGGAUGAAUUGGAGUUGGCUGAGUUGAUUUUAAAGAGGGAUGCUGAAGUCAUCACUGAUGCGUACUAUAAAAGAGUGAAUGCCUAUAAAGCAAGAAGAGAUAAUGAAGAGGAUGACCAAGUCAUGCCCGAGUCUACUUUAUAUCUAAAUAAACAAUAAUUGAAAAUUUGUUGUUCAUUGAUUGCCAAUUUAUCAAACAUAGUGAUUUAAGGUCUUUAAAAAUUAUGGAAAACCAAGUCGAUCCAAACAAGUUUUACUUUUGCCGAAGAUUUAGACAAUUUGGACCUAACUUUUAACUGUCUUAUGAACAUUUAAAAGGAAUUUUUAUACUUUCAAAAAAAAAAAGUAAUAUCUAUCACUGAAUAAUAAUUUUUAAACAUUUAUGACACAAUUAUACAAAAUAUAAGUAAUGUUGAAUUAUAAAAAAAGAUCAGAAGGAAGAAGUAAAAGAAA
Amaranthus tricolor (Joseph's coat) is the source of this 1883-nucleotide messenger RNA. RefSeq lists its product as uncharacterized. The record is from RefSeq and is a predicted model, not a curated record. NCBI's taxonomy places the organism in Eukaryota, Viridiplantae, Streptophyta, Magnoliopsida, Caryophyllales, Amaranthaceae. Bases 252 to 1589 code for a protein of 445 amino acids. The transcript has 4 exons.